AUGGGAGGUGGCUGUGCGGGCUGGGAGGCAGCAAGGCGCAGGGCCCUGGGCCUUUGCUGGAGGAGCGGGGCUGGCCGGGGAGGCGCAGGCACGUGCCCGACGGCUCUGCCGUGCUCCUCGCAGGGCUGCUUCGUGUGCGGCGAGCGGGGCGCUGCCAUCAGCUGCCAGCAGAAGGGCUGCAGCCGCACCUUCCACCUGCCCUGCGCCUCUGAGCACGGCUGCGUCACCCAAUUCUUCAGGCCCUACAGGUCGUUCUGCUGGGAGCACCGUCCGGAGCAGGCAGUGCCAGCACGUCCCACUGCGGAGACGACAUGCAUCAUCUGCCAGGAGCCCGUGGACGAGCAGCUCUCGUACCGCACCAUGGUGUGCCCGGCCUGCAAAGGGGCCUGGUUCCACCGGGGCUGCAUCCAGGUCGGGGCGCUUCCCUGGCGCCAGGGGCACGGCGGGGCCAGCCACAGUGCCCCGCUGACGCUGCCUGUUUGUCUCCUGCAGGGACAGGCCGUGCACGCCGGAUUCUCCUGCUUCCGGUGCCCGCUCUGCAAGAACCGCAGGAGAUUUCUCCCGGAGAUGUUUAAAAUGGGCAUCUCCAUCCCCUUCAGAGGACCAUCGUGGGAGGAAGGCGGCCGCUACCGCGACCUGUACCAGCGGCACAGGCGCUGCGAUGCGGCCCGGUGCCUUCACCCGCGGGGCAGGGAGCAGGCAGAGCCGAGCGGGGGCUCUGGGAGCCGGUGCUUGGCACAAGAGCUGUGCCGGGCACUGCCUUGCUGCGCUCCCUCGGCCCGUGGGGGCCUCGCUGGCAUCACGGCCAGCAGCCCCAGCCACCACCGCCACCAACCCGUUUGCUUGGCCAGGCGCUGGGAGCUGCUGCUGUGCUCGUCCUGCGCCGCCCAAGGGGCCCAUCGGGGCUGCUCGGGCCUGGGAAACGCCGCCGUGAGCUGGGAGUGCGACGAGUGUGCCGGCCUGGGCCCCGGUAAGAGGCAUCGCGGCCAGGGCCCCGCAGGCUGGGGCUGGGGCUGGGGCCAGGCCUGGCAGCAGGUGCUCAGCGCAGCGCUGCAGCAGGGUCUCUGCCUGCGGCAGGGCCGGGGGCACCGCUCGGGGCUCUGCAGCCCCGGGGCCGUGCUGCUGACCUUCCUGCCUCCCCUCGCAGCCUCCAGUGCGCAGCCGGAGCCGGCCGCCCCCAGCACCAGCAGCCAGGCUGAGCCGGCGGCGUCCUCCAGCUCCGCAGCUCCCCGGACCCGCAGCCCGUCGGGCGGGACGGGGCCGGAGCGAAGGCCGAGCCGCUCCAGGCUAGCCCGCCGCUCCCAAAAUCCCUACCGGCGGCCGUGA
Messenger RNA from Rhea pennata, 1326 nucleotides. RefSeq names its product PHD finger protein 7-like. Gene Ontology annotation, cellular component: nucleus. The record is from RefSeq and is a predicted model, not a curated record. NCBI's taxonomy places the organism in Eukaryota, Metazoa, Chordata, Aves, Rheiformes, Rheidae.